Messenger RNA from Paraphaeosphaeria sporulosa, 1037 nucleotides. RefSeq names its product tetratricopeptide repeat domain-containing protein. Gene Ontology annotation, molecular function: protein binding. The record is from RefSeq and is a predicted model, not a curated record. The transcript has a single exon. Bases 113 to 718 code for a protein of 201 amino acids. NCBI's taxonomy places the organism in Eukaryota, Fungi, Ascomycota, Dothideomycetes, Pleosporales, Didymosphaeriaceae.
CAACUGACACUGCACGCCAGAAAGAGCCACCACCAAAUCAGACCUCUCUCGCGCCCGAACACGUUUGAAAGCAGUCCCCUCACCUCGAACUCGAACUAUCUCGAAUCUAGCCAUGGAGUCUGCCGACACAUUCACGCUUCUGCCACUGACGAUGGAUCCGGCCACCAAAGCCAUUUCCGCCAACCCCGCCAACGCAGCGCUGCAGAAUGAACUCGAGGCCCUAAACGCGCUGCACCGCGGUCUCAUAAGCGCCGGCACACCAACAGGCACCCCACCGCCACCGGUGCCUGUGAACCCCACCCGCAGCGCUCAAAUCGGCAAGCUUAGGGAGUCCGGCAACAAUGAGUUUCGCAAGGGCAACCAUGCACAGGCAGUGAAGCUAUACGGCCUCGCAAUCGACAUGGCGCUUGGUCGGCCACACUGGGAGCCGUCGGGGUUGGUGCGCGAAGAAGUUAGCGGCCUCUUGAGCAACCGCGCACAGGCAAACAUGGCGCAACAGAACUGGCCCGAGGGCGCGGUGGAUGCGGAGGCGAGCGUGGAGAUGAAGAAGGCAGACAAUGCGAAGGGAUGGUGGAGGCGUGGCAAGUGCUUGCUGGAGAUGGGUCGAUUGGAGGAGGCGGAGACAUGGGUCAGGCAGGGCCUUGAGUUUGGCGCCAACGAGCCGGAUCUGGUGCAGCUGAAGCAGGAGAUCGAGAAGAGGAAGGCUGGGAGCGUGUAGAUAAGUGAGCGUAGGGCCAUGGGCCAGGUGUCUUGUGUGACUUUUGCAUAUUGCGCGGCGUUCGGGCGAAGCGGGUCAAGCCAUGGCGAGACGGUUACACACUCUCAAAAUGCUCUGUUUACAGCAGCGAGCUCAGCUGGGAGGUUUGAUUGCUGCAUUAUCACGAGAUCAGACGUUCCAAACAAUAACUGGACGACUUCUAACGUUCUUAUAGUACUUAUGUAUCGCAAAGUUUUGUUCAUAAGGCUCGCUACUAAAGUCGGCUCGAACAUGCCUUGUUUGCGAUAUUUAUCGUGGACAAGUAGGAUAUAUGUGAGGU